AUGGAUAUUGAUGGAGAUUCUUCAGGUUCAAGUGAUGAUGAAAUGGCAGAGAUGCUAAUGAUUAAUAUGGUUUAUGAUUAUUACCAGAAUCAUUUGAAUAAAACAGUGGUGAAUGAUUCUAAAUUGUCUGGUCGUGAAUUUGUUAAUGAAAUAUUGAAUGGAUCAGGAACAGUUUGCUUUGAUUUAUUUCGAAUGAGGAAGCCAUGCUUUGUUAGAUUCUGUAAUGAAUUGAGGGAGAAAAACUACUUAAGUGACUCAAGGGAUGUGUUUGUUGAUGAAAAAGUUGCAAUGUUCUUAUUCAUUCUUGGUCAUGGUGUUCGGCACAGAGUUGUUGCAAAUCGCUUUCAGCAUUCAACGCAAACAGUUUCAGUUUCAAGUUGUUUGAUAAUAGACCAUGGACCAAUUUACACUCACUCCCAAACACAAUCACACAAACUCUAUUUCAGUUUCUAUCUACCUUUUGCCCCCACAAAAAAAAUGUUGUACCCUCUUCAAAUUUUCUCAGUAAAAUCAUCAUCACCAUCAUCAUCUUCAACCUUAAGCUCAAUGAAGCUUAAGAGAAUCAUUCACACCCUCGUAGUCUCCCACUUGUGCAGAAUCAUCCGUGCACUUUCCAAAUUCAAGGCUGUUAUAGUUGAGAUUUUUAAGGACAACCACCAAACCAUUCACUUCCCUUUAUACCCUUCUCAGAAAAAGAGAAACAAGAUCAUCUUUGGUUCCUUCAGGCUUCACUACAAUUGGUGCUCUUCAAAAUCCUCUCAUGUUCUGCCGGUUCCCCAGCGGGUUUAUGAAGGGUUGUUUGAUGCUACUACUCAACAAGAUGGUGAGGAUUGCCCUGACUCAGAGUCAGAGCUUGCAGGGUACCUGAGAUGGCUUGAGGAGAAGAAGGUUCAAGGUGGUGAUGAUGUGAAGGAGGAGAAGGAGGUGAAUGAGAAUAUUGAUAUGUUAGCUGAAAUGUUCAUUGCCCAUUGCCAUGAGAAGUUCAGGUUGGAAAAGCAGGAAUCUGAUAGAAGGUUUCAAGAAAGGCUGGCUAGAAGCAUGUGAAGUUAACAAGCUCUCAAGUUGAUUUGGUAGUGUUUCUUUUCAGAAAUGUUCAUUACUCACUCACUCACUUGUGUUGUUGUGCUUUCCCACAUUCAAAUUCAGUUGGUUAGUUACUUGGGAAGAGCAAGCUUGUCCAUGGGGUGGAUUUUAUUUGUUGCCUUUUACUUUUAUAUUCCAACUUUUCAAACGAUCAAGGGGGGUUUCAAGAAUUGUUGUAUACAUGGUGUGGUGUGGGAUGAGAAGGGGAAUUCUGCAAUUCUUCUGUUGACAUAGUCAUAAUGGUUUUAACUUUUAAUUCAGUCUUAUCUAAUCUUGAUGAAAAUUGUUGUUUCAAA
This is a messenger RNA of Lotus japonicus, 1379 nucleotides long. RefSeq lists its product as uncharacterized. NCBI's taxonomy places the organism in Eukaryota, Viridiplantae, Streptophyta, Magnoliopsida, Fabales, Fabaceae. The transcript has 2 exons. The record is from RefSeq and is a predicted model, not a curated record. Bases 1 to 1044 code for a protein of 347 amino acids.